GACAUUUCACCGGAAGUGUGUUCUUAAAAACGCGGGAGAAGAUGUGCAUGGAGUGUUGACAUUUUAUGCUGACGGUAACCAUUUAAAAUGUCCAUAAAACAAUCAAAUCUGUUCUCGUUCUUCUCCAAAACGCCAAACAAAGCUCCAAAUAGCGAAACAUCAAAGAAAGACGUGUUGUCACCCCGUCGAUCACCAAAUUCGGGUAAAGGGAAAACACCCACAACCAACGGCAAGAAGAAUACCGACACCAACACAGAGUUCGAGCCUGGUGCUGUAGUAUGGGCCAAAUUGGAGGGGUAUCCUUGGUGGCCAAGUCUGGUGUGUAAUCAUCCAACUCAGAAGAAACAUACCAAAGGAGGAAAACAAGUCCAACUGCAUGUCCAGUUCUUUGAUGACCCUCCAUCUCGGGCCUGGGUCCGGGCAAAAUAUGUCAAGGACUUCAAAGGUUCAGACGAUAAGGAGUUCCAGCGAGGAGGUCAGUUCCACUGCCACGAUUCCGAGUGUUAUGAGGGGGCACUGAAGGCUGAUGCAGCUAUAAAGAUGGGUGUGGAGGAGCGACUCUCCACUCUCAUUGUGGAGCUUCAACCUUCUGACAGUGAGGAAAGUGCAGAGGAGGUAACAGAACCCAUGGAGUUUGACCCUGAUAUUUUUGAUGCGGAGAUGGAGGACGGGGAAGCGGACAACAGCAAGGAAAACCAUAAUGACAGCAUCAAGACUGAUGACAGCAAGACAAGUCCAAGGAAGACAUCCAGUAAGAAGAGUCGUCCUUCACGAUCAAGUGGAAAGCACAAGAGAAGGCGGCUUAUGUUGUCCACCAGUGGAGAAGAGGAGUCAGGCGAUGAGUUCAAACCUGACUCAGGCAGCAGUGAUGAAGAUGACAGUGGCAGUAGUGGUGAAGAUGAGGAUAAAGUUUCUGGGCCAGAAACAGAAUCUGAUGCUGAAUCUCCUGUCAAGAGUAGGAAGAGGAAGCGGCCGAGUUCAACCCCUAAGCCCAAGUCGUCCAGUCAGCCCAGCAUAGCUGACAGGUUUGCAGGGUCAAUGUUGUCGGCUGAGAGACGGCACAGCUUCAAACCUGCAGUGUCGGACAAAACCAAGUCAAAACUUGCAUCUUUCAAUGCACCAGAACAAGUUGUAGCAGACACCCCUGAUGUUCAUGGAGAUUUCCCUCAUGUGAAGCUGGACUUCCUACAACCAGACAAGAUAAGAGAUAUAAAGGGGAGAAGAAAGGAUGCUGAUGACCAUGACCCAAGGACAGUAAUGGUGCCUGACACUUUCCUUAAGAAACAGACUCCAGCCAUGCGGCAGUGGUGGGAACUGAAAGUGCAUCAUUAUGACACAGUUUUGUUUUUCAAGAUGGGUAAAUUCUAUGAGCUGUUCCAUAUGGAUGCUGUGAUUGGUGUUUCUGAGCUUGGUCUUAUUUACAUGAAGGGAGAGCAUGCCCAUUCAGGGUUCCCUGAGAUUGCAUACACAAGAUAUGCAGACUCCCUGAUACAGAAGGGCUACAAGGUGGCCAGGGUUGAACAGACUGAGACCCCAGACAUGAUGGCGGACAGAUGUAAACAAAUGUCACGGACUGCAACCAAGUUUGAUAAAGUGGUGAAGAGAGAGGUGUGUCAGGUGACCUCCAGGGGUACCAAGACGUAUCGUCACGUAGAGGGAGACUGCAGUGAUGUUGACAGCAACUACCUCCUAGCCAUUUGUGAGAAGGAGACUGGGUCUGAUGGAGGCAGUGUGUACGGUGUUUGUUUCAUCGACACUUCUGUUGGAAUAUUCCAUCUGGGGCAGUUCACAGAUGACCGUCACUGUUCCCGCCUCCGCACUGUCAUCGCCCACCAUACUCCAUCGCUGGUGCUGUAUGAGAGAGGGAAGAUGUCAGCCAAGACAAUGCAUUUGAUCAAAACUAACCUGUCGUCUGCCCUGAAGGAAUCGCUAGCAUCAGGGACAGAAUUCUGGGACAGCUCCAAGACUCUGAAGACGCUAGCGGAGGAGGAUUACUUCAAAGUGGAGGGCAAAGAGUUCGAGUGGCCUGGAGGCUUGAAAGAGAUGAUGUCUGAAAGUGACUCUCUUGGACUGACUGCAGCUGAUGAGUUUGAACUGGCAGUGCAUUCUCUGGGUGCUGUCACAUGGUACCUCCAGUACUCCCUGUUAGACCAGGAGCUGCUGAGCAUGAGGAAGUUUGUACAGUACCGGCCUGUAGACUCUACUCCCACUGUUGAGAAGACAGCUCUGCAGUUCUCACAGAAACACAUGGUGCUGGAUGGGGUGACCCUGAUGAACCUGGACCUGGUGGAGAACUGCUUGACCGGAGGAACAGAGGGCACUCUGCUGGAGAGGCUGGACCAAUGCUGUACUCCGUUUGGCAAGAGGUUGUUCCGGCAAUGGUUAAUCCACACCUUAGGGUCAGCAUGCAGAAGCAGGAAGCACCCGGACAGCAGAGCUAUCCUGUAUGAAGAAGUCAGCUACAGUAAAAGAAAGAUAGAAGAUUUUCUUGCAACACUUGGAGGAUUUAAAUCUGCUUUUCAAAUGGCACAGAAAGUCCAGACUGACACGUCUAAGUUCAGGUCCUCACUACUGAAGAAGACUCUGUCCAUCCGCUGCUCCGAGACAGACCAUGGACACUUCCCUGACAUCAGUGAGGACUUGGCAUUCUUUGAUGCUGCUUUUGAUCACAGUAAAGCUCGUAAGGAUGGAACUAUAUUACCAAGUAAAGGGGUCAACCCGGACUAUGACCAGGCCACUCAGGACAUCAAAGCUAUCGAGAAGAGACUUGUGCAGUAUCUGGACAAACACAAACUAACAUUUAUGUUACAGGCAAUGGUGUACUGGGGAACAGCCAAGAACCGUUAUCAAAUGGAGAUACCAGAGGUUGCUUGGAAACGGGUGCCCAUGGAGUAUGAGGUGAUGUCAUCUAAGAAAGGAUGGAAACGGUACCGAACACCCGACAUUGAGGACAUGUUGGCAGACUUGACAGAAGCUGAAGAUAGAAAGGAUACAGCCCUGAAGGACACAAUGAGGAGAGUAUUCUACAGCUUUGAUGAAAGGCACAAGAAAUGGCGUGAUGUUUUGGACUGUCUCUCAGUGUUAGAUGUGAUUAUCUCCCUUGCUCAGUACUCCCGGUGUGGAGAUGGUGUCAAUUGCCGUCCAGAGCUUGUGGACCUGGGGGAAAAUGUUGAGCCAUUCCUGGAGUUACGUGAGGCUCGUCACCCAUGUGUGGCCCGAACAUUCUCUGGUGGAGACUUCAUACCAAAUGAUACUGUGAUAGGUGUUGGUGAUGAGGCAGAUGAGGAUGGUGAAUACUCCCGCAGUCGCAUUGUGCUGGUGACGGGGCCCAACAUGGGUGGGAAAUCUACACUCAUGAGACAAGUGGGAUUGAUAACUAUCAUGGCUCAACUGGGCUGUUAUGUGCCAGCAGAGAAGUGUCGACUGACUCCCGUAGACCGUGUCUUCACUCGGCUUGGUGCCAGUGAUAGAAUAAUGGCGGGUGAGAGCACAUUCUUUGUUGAGCUAAGUGAGACAUCAGCAAUCUUACAACAUGCCAGCAAGCACUCUCUUGUUCUCAUGGAUGAACUAGGUCGAGGCACAGCCACAUAUGAUGGCACUGCCAUUGCCUGCUCUGUUGUGCAGGAGUUAUCCAGCGGUGUCAACUGUCGCACGCUCUUCUCAACUCAUUAUCACUCACUGGUGGAGGAGUUCAGUCAUGAUACUAAUGUCAGGCUGGGACACAUGGCAUGUAUGGUGGAGAACGAGAAUGAGGAAGAUCCAUCUCAGGAAACUAUCACCUUCUUGUACAAGUUUAUCAAGGGUGCAUGUCCCAAGAGUUAUGGCUUCAAUGCUGCUCGUCUCGCCAACAUUCCUGAGGAGGUGAUCAAGGGAGCAGUUGGGAAGGCAAAAGAGUUUGAAGAAUGUUUUAACAGAUUGAAACUUCUUAAGUCCCUGUGGUGGGAGUGCACUGCAGACAGAGUGCGUGCCAUGCAGCAGGUUUACCAGUGACACUUCUUCAACAUCCUGCUUGAGAAGUGCAGUGUGAUGUGUACAGUAGGCCCGUAGGUAGCAGUGGAACAGUCCAUGUUGCUGAUGAUGAGGAUGAUGACAAUCAUGCUACACAUGAAAACAUAGAACAGACAGAGGGCAGUGACAGAACAUCUGCAGUCAUCCUCCAGUCUCUCCUGGGGCUCAAUUGAAGCCAUGCCUUCUUUCAGCAUUGCAGGGCAGACAUGUCCAAUCAGCACUGAAGCUGAAGACUUAAAGCAACAUAUUUGGGACAUGUAGUGUUCAUAUAAGGAAUCAAAUAUGAUGAUUGAUUACGUUUUUCAGCCUGAGACAUUUUUGUAUCAGAACUUUGUUACCCAACCACCAAAUUUAUGUAAGUAGUGUGAAAGAUAGUACAUUUAUGUUCACCUGCUUGUUAGUGUUGUGCAGUUAUCUGGAACAAAGAAAUGUUAUGACAUGUCUGUAGUUUGAGAGUUCUGGAUUUAAGUGAAUGGAAUUCUACACAAGCGUGGACGGGGCUGAAGGUGAGGUAAUUGACAGAGAGUCAGUGUCUAUAUGAAUGUGUGAAUUGUAAUGGCUGGUGGAUGCUUGACAACAUGCCACAGUCAGCUUGUCCUGAUGCAAGAAUCCUCCCCAUUACAGGGUGGAGGACAUUUGUCAUCUUAUUCCAUUAAUCAGUUCAAUGCAAGUAUCACAUACCAAGAGAAAGCGUUGACUGGACAGUACUUUGUUUCAUGUGUAUUUGACACAGUAAACAGCAGUGAAGAGUCACUGACAAGAAGCAUGUUCACCUUAAAUGAUUUAGGUGCUUUGUGGCACACUCAGUAAACACCCUUUUUGCAAGGUUUGGCUAAAACCCAGUUAUCUAACCUCCAUGUUAUAAUAUUGAGAUCCGGUUGGUUUCACAUGAUUUGACUAUCCUCCCUACAAGGAAACCAAUAACACCCUCCGUGAAGAAAACAGACAUGUUGAGUGGGCACAAUAAAUCUCCAAGCACCCAUCUGCAAAGUAAUGAGCUGCACAAUGUUACAGGGUGAAAAUAGAAUUAUACAGCCGUUUCCAAGCUAUUGGUCUUGGUUUUCAUUCUUUUACAAUGGUAGAUUGAAACAUGUUGGUAAGAUAAAUUUGUUUUAGUUUUAAUAA
Messenger RNA from Haliotis rubra (blacklip abalone), 5133 nucleotides. Its product is annotated as DNA mismatch repair protein Msh6-like. Lineage: Eukaryota; Metazoa; Mollusca; Gastropoda; Lepetellida; Haliotidae. Gene Ontology annotation, cellular component: MutSalpha complex; nucleus. The transcript has 35 exons. Gene Ontology annotation, biological process: mismatch repair. Gene Ontology annotation, molecular function: ATP binding; mismatched DNA binding; ATP-dependent DNA damage sensor activity. The coding region runs from base 88 to 3990 and encodes 1300 amino acids. The record is from RefSeq and is a predicted model, not a curated record.